Trifolium pratense (red clover) is the source of this 789-nucleotide messenger RNA. Its product is annotated as mediator of RNA polymerase II transcription subunit 11. Gene Ontology annotation, biological process: regulation of transcription by RNA polymerase II. The transcript has 4 exons. Gene Ontology annotation, cellular component: mediator complex. Lineage: Eukaryota; Viridiplantae; Streptophyta; Magnoliopsida; Fabales; Fabaceae. The record is from RefSeq and is a predicted model, not a curated record. Gene Ontology annotation, molecular function: transcription coregulator activity. The coding region runs from base 165 to 512 and encodes 115 amino acids.
AAAAAAAAAAAAAUCUAUAUCAAAGCGCAACUUUUGUCUUGUAUCUCAGAAACCAGUUGGAUCGGAGUCACUCUGAACUCAACCCGCCGGAAAACGAAGCCGGAGGACUUAGUCGUCGUUCGUCAGAAUCGAUUUGAAUUGGAAAUAAGGAGGAAGAAACAUCAAUGGAUUCACAGGGCCAGACAACUUCAUUACAGCGACUUCAGAAUGUCGAAAAGAGAAUUGUGAAGGUUUUGGAGCUUGCAAGAGGAGUAAUGGAUGAGCUUGCAAGCCCAGUUGGCCCUAGAAAAGAUCUUGUCCAAAAUCACUGUCUUGAAUUCAUGCAAUUAAUCAAGGACAUCCAAGUUGCGUUGCGUGAUGAAAUCAAAAGUGCUUGUGAAUAUCGUCCAUUUGAAAAAUGUGAUUAUGGUCCAAGAAUAGCCAAUGAGAUAUGUUACAAAAAGGUGGAAUUCGUCAUGUCACAAUUGGAUGCAAUGAAACAAACUAUAGAUGAGUAUAAUGCAACUGACUGAAAACUUUGCAGCUUUAGUUCCCCUAUAGAAGCUCUUAGAUCUCACAAUCAGUCAGUAAUUUAGAGUUUUUGCAGCGCUGCAAGCGAUUCAAGUUGCACUCAAUAAGGGGAGUGACUUAUUUAUGUAUUUAUUUAGAGGGGCUAUUUGGACAAUAUGUAUGUAGUGUUUGUCUACCUUGUACACUAAACAUGUAAAAGACUGAUUAUGAAGUACUGGAUUUUAUUUUGAAUGAUUAGUCACAAUAUAUGAUUUGGGGAGUAAAUUUUAAUUUUACUAA